This is a messenger RNA of Pecten maximus, 2112 nucleotides long. Its product is annotated as solute carrier family 49 member A3-like. Bases 193 to 1602 code for a protein of 469 amino acids. Gene Ontology annotation, cellular component: membrane. The record is from RefSeq and is a predicted model, not a curated record. Gene Ontology annotation, molecular function: transmembrane transporter activity. NCBI's taxonomy places the organism in Eukaryota, Metazoa, Mollusca, Bivalvia, Pectinida, Pectinidae. Gene Ontology annotation, biological process: transmembrane transport. The transcript is spliced from 12 exons.
UAAGCUAACAUAAAAAAUGUUUGGUAAACAAAUAACCGUGUCCUCGGGUCGACACAAUAAAUGUGCAAAGUACUUGGGGAUUCCCCUAAUUCCGCGUUGCUUUGAAACUUAUUGAUUGAAUGUCUAUUCCUUUAUGUUUCCUUAUCGGCAGUGAUCAGAUGUUCCCGGUGAUAAGCGACCAAAACUACAGCAAUGAUGGGGCCGAUGGACAUUAGCACGCCGUCAGAGUACAGGACUUACAAAUCGCGAUGGUUCAUUCUCGUCGUUGUCAGCAUCCUGAAUUUGUCAAAUGCCAUGGUAUGGAUAACAUUUUCUCCAAUAGCCGACCUGACAGCUGUUUACUACAAGAUAAAUUCUUUCCAAGUAAAUAUACUAUCUUUAGUAUUUCUCAUUGCCUCUAUUCCUUUUGGACUGACAGCUUCAUGGAUUCUGGAUACCUUUGGUCUGAGAGCCAGUCUAUUGACAGCAGCAUGGCUGAAUGGUAUCGGGUCACUGCUUCGUAACUUCAGUACCUUUGACUUUAUCCCGGAUGACUCUAAAUUUGCUGUACUCUUGGUUGGUCAGAUCCUAGCAGCAUGUGCCCAACCAUUUGUUAUGUUUGCCCCAACCAAACUGGCGGCUUUAUGGUUCCCAGAAAACCAGAGAGCAACUGCCAACAUGCUAACCUCCAUGGCAAAUCCACUGGGGAUUCUCGUCACAAACGUCUUAAUCCCGGCUAUUGUGAAUGGCUGUAACAAACAGGAGAUACCAAUAGCGCUGUGGAUAGUGACAGGGCCUGCCUUACUAGUGAUGUUGAUGACUACGUUUGGAGUUUGUAGCUCAGUUCCCCCAACACCACCGUCGGCCAGUGCUGACGAGGCUUCACAGCCAUUCGUCCAGGGAUUCAAAAAGAUGGCAAAAAACAAGAACUACUGGAUACUGAACUUUCUGUUUGGAGCAGGACUCGCCAUUUUUACCGCCUUUACAUCAUUCCUUGAUCAGAUACUCUGUCCGCGAGGAUAUUCCAAUAACUUCUCAGGGAUUUGCGGGGCUCUGAUGAUAGCAGGUGGCCUGUUUGGUGCGAUCAUUUCUGGUAUCUAUGUGGACAAGACAAAGAGGUUUGAGGAGGUUGUCAAGGUGUCGUAUGCAUUGGCCAUUGUAUUCGCCGUAGGUUUUAUGGAGGUUUCACGCUUGAGAGACCAAGAAGCAUUGGUAGCAGCCUCCAUUUGUUUGUUUGGAAUGUUUGGAUUCGCCCUGUAUCCCAUCAGCCUGGAAAUGGCAGUAGAGAUCACGUAUCCUGUUGCCGAGGCAACAAGUUCUGGUCUGCUGGUUGUCUCUGGACAAAUACAGGGAAUUGUUAUGAUAUUGGUAUCCCAGGUUCUAGCCCAGCCUCUCCCAGCCACUGAAAAGUCAUAUUCAAGUUGUGUAGUUGGCUGUGGAGCAGAUGAUGACAAUUUUACUCCUCAGGACUGGACAGAUCCAAUUAUAUUUAUGUUAUGUUACGGGACCACAGCUGCUGUGAUAGGAGUUAUAUUCCUGAGGGGUGACUACAAACGCCUCAAGGCGGAACAGAAAAUCAUGGCAGGAAAGAUAUUACAGAAUUCCAUGACGGUCCCUACGUGAUCUUAAUCCAGGAUAUGCUUGGGUGUAUAUGCUUUAAUCUGAGUGUGUGUGACAGAAGUUAAUUUUCAUUCAGUCCUUACAAUAUAACUAUAGCCCAUUCAACAUAGAUAGAGAUUGUAAAAAAGUAUUUGUCGGUCCAUCAAGUACAACACAUCCCUGUGAAACAUCAUAAACAUCUUAUAAUUUAUUUAGCAUUUCCAUGAUUUUUGUUUAGAGUUAUGCCCCUUUAUUGAAAUUCUUAUACGUUUAGAUGUGAAAUGUUAAGAUAGCCUACAGUGCUUGUUCCAUAAAGAAGAAGGUAUACAUUGUAAUUCAGAUUUUGACAUUUGCAUACAUCCACAAAAAUAAUUCAACUUUAUUUAUUAUUUCUUUGCAAACAAAUGUUAUAAUUUGAAAAUUAUACCAUGCAGGAUCACAAGAGACCUACGGAAGUGGAUGUUAUAAUGAUAUGCCAGGUGGCAUAAGAAAAUUAUGAAAGUAAAAAAAAAAAAAAAAAUAUAUAUAUAUAAA